Messenger RNA from Selaginella moellendorffii, 544 nucleotides. RefSeq names its product elicitor-responsive protein 3. NCBI's taxonomy places the organism in Eukaryota, Viridiplantae, Streptophyta, Lycopodiopsida, Selaginellales, Selaginellaceae. Bases 57 to 458 code for a protein of 133 amino acids. The transcript has 4 exons. The record is from RefSeq and is a predicted model, not a curated record.
AAUCUCCUCUUUAAAAGCCUUCGAGGCCAAAUCUCUUGAUUUAAGAGCGAAUAGAAAUGUCGGCUGGGACGCUAGAGGUUUUUCUCAUCGGCGCUACCGACAUCAAGAACUGUGACAUCUUGUGGAAAUCGGACCCCUAUGCGAUCCUCAAGUUCAAAGGCCAGAGUUUCCAGAGCAGCACGGCCAAAGGGCAGGGCUCCACACCGAAGUGGAACGAAAAAUUCGUGUUUAGCCUCGAGGGUGAGAGCGACGUUCCUCUGGAAGACGAGACCAUGUUUGUGAAGCUGUUCGACAAGGAUCACGUCGUUGGCAGCGAUGAUUUCAUUGGGACCGUCAGAGUUCCUCUGGGACAAGUUCUCGCCAGCAAAGUCGACGGUCCCAACGCGUACGACGUAAUCCUCCCGGCCGGGAUAAUCCAAGGCAAAGUCAAGCUCUCCAUGAAGUUCAAACCAGCCUAAUAUCUAUUAGUAGAAUGAUAAAUUUCGGUUGGACUUUCUCUUCUGACUCCGUGUUCGAACCCAUUCUAAUGGAUCCAUGUAGGCUA